Molecule: messenger RNA, 1902 nt
Organism: Pseudomyrmex gracilis
Lineage: Eukaryota; Metazoa; Arthropoda; Insecta; Hymenoptera; Formicidae
Product: cell death-inducing p53-target protein 1
Exons: 4
Coding region: 339-725 (128 amino acids)
Molecular function (GO): zinc ion binding
Source: RefSeq, a predicted model, not a curated record
AACUUCAUGUUUGUAGAAAAGUAGGGCGGACAAAGAUGUCAUUUGAGAUGCGCGACGUACGAGCCGAUUUCGCAAUCGGCUCGCACAUAUUCGGACAACAGCCUUCGACACGGAAUGUGCCGUUUAUUUCGUUCGCUCGUGCAUUUAUCCGACUGCUCGAGACGUAAUAAUUUUCGCAACACCUUGUUUGUUGUCCGCAUAAUGUUGCGCAAACUGAAAUUACAUUCGGACGUAACGAUUCAUUUCGUCAUGCUUCUUAUCGCAUAAUUUAUGUUUCUGCUGAACCGUUCCAUAUUUAGGAUUGACGUAUUAUAAAAUAUGAAGUGACAAGGUGAAACAUGAGCAACAUAAAUAAAAAUGGACCACCACCUCCUUAUGAGCCACCUCCGUAUGCACCGCCUUCGUAUUCUCAGGUUACAGGAGGCGUUCCUCCUGUUAGUCCAUUUACACCUGCACAAACAUAUGCAAAUGGACCCACAAUAGUCACAACUGUUGUUCCACUUGGACCUCAAUCAACCCAUACAAUUUGCCCACAUUGUCACGUUGAAAUAGAUACAUCAACCAAAUCAGAACCUGGAAUGAUUGCAUAUAUUUCAGGAGUGGUUAUAGCAUUGUUGGGAUGUUGGUGGGGUUGCUGUUUGAUUCCUUGUUGCAUUGAUGAAUGUAUGGACGUCCAUCACACUUGUCCGAAUUGUAAAGCUUAUUUGGGUCGUCACAGAAGAUAAGCAAAUGGAUUCAAUUUAGCUUCCACAAGUUGCAUUUGAACAUUGAAGUACCUUUAUGACACUAUUAAUAUUAUUCCAACAGAUAUUUUGUAUAGCUUCCUCUAAAUUUAUAUAAUUCGAGAAACAGCUUCCUUAUAAAAAAGAAAAGCAUCGUACAAGAUGCAUCUUUCUAUGUCAGUCUAUUUAGAUUUGUACGCCGACAAGUUUUCGAAAUAAUUUUUCAGUUAAAAUCUACAGUAUAAUCUUAUUGCACACAAUUUGAUAUAAAUCUCUUGCACAUCUUUGUAUGAACAUAUUUAUUGUGCUUUUGCGCACAAAGUUAGUGGAAUUAUUAUAGAAUCUUUAAUGGUAGCUUGAUAUAAGAAGUAUACAUGAUUUCGUUAUGAGAAGAUGAUGUGAAAGAUACUCGUGCUUCUAUAUUUUAUAAUUAUUCUUGUGAUUCCUCUGUCAGCAAUACAAAAAUGUGUACUACAGAAUAUUUACAGAAGAUUUAUAGUUUAUAUAUUUUUAUGUUUAUCAUAAUUUAAUGUUGAUUUGCAGUCGCGCGAGGCAGCAAACUGGACAGCUACUUUUACGAAAGAAGUCAUCCAAAAUCUAAAAUAUCUACUUAAGAAUGCAAUAUUUAUAACUUCUUUAUUAUCUAAGUAAUAAUAGUAAUAGCAAUAUGUAUAUGACUAAUGUUUUAUUAUUAUAUUAUGUAUUUUUAUAUAUUUUAUAUAAUCAAAAUUAUAUUUGAAGCAUAUGUUUCUGAUGUAGAUAUCUUGAUAUAUUUUUGUACUGUUGAUAGAGUUAUAUUGCAGCUAAUGCAUCGUGUAUUCACAGAGCUCAAAGUGUGGAAAACCUUAACUGCUUUAAAGAAAACAAAACGAAACACCAUAAUAUUUUUUACAAUUUUCGAACGCAUUAAUGUGCGCUGUGCGUGAUCGGAAUUGCAACAGUUAAACACUUCAGAAAAAAAGCCAUAAGUGCUCUUACUUGGAUCAUUCUAUUUUGUUAAAUAUGUGAAAGAUACAUGUAUUGUGAUCAGUAAACGCUAAAAACAACAAGAAACAUACAUUUUUAGAAAUAUUUAUUUAUAAAAAAAAUUCACCAAUGAGAAAAAACAAGAGCUUUAUUAUUGUGCAAUUUAAAAGUUAAGUAUAGUACAUGAGCGCCCAAUAAAAAAGACUUUAUGAAA